Molecule: messenger RNA, 1191 nt
Organism: Zophobas morio
Lineage: Eukaryota; Metazoa; Arthropoda; Insecta; Coleoptera; Tenebrionidae
Exons: 7
Coding region: 58-1089 (343 amino acids)
Source: RefSeq, a predicted model, not a curated record
UUUUAAUAUCUGUUGGUUUGAUGAAUUCAAUGUAUAAAUUUAAAUAUAUUGGAGAAAAUGGUUCUGGAACAUAGAGGAACCUUUGUCUUUGUACGGAAAAAAACAAUAAAUCAACCCCAAGGACAUAGCACUAAAAUAAAAAGCUCGAGUCAACAACCUUCCGCAGAACAUACAAACAGUGAUAACAGUGACGAAAAACACGAGACUGUAGAAAUUAAUUCUCCUCACUUUGUGAAAGUCAACGUUUCUUGUUCUUUUAAUCAAAUCUCUCAGCCUUUAAAAAAAAAUGAAGUUAUAAAAGAGGUUAAGAGUGAUUCUGAUCUAACUAUAAGAAGGGAUAAUCUUACGCUUAUGAAUACUGAUACAAAUAAAACUAAACGUUUUAGUUUUGUAAAAGGAAGGUUAAGAAGGUCGCUUUCCAGGCCUCAUUAUGCGGAGUUUUAUACUGAACUUCCUGACUCUUUAAGCCCUGAAGAACGCUUACGUUUGCUUUUACACAAAUGUUUUCGGUAUGGGAGAGGCAGGCUAGACCGUUGGGAAGCCGGAGACGACAUUGUACUGCACUUUAAAGAAAUUGCUGCUGAUUUUUGUCAAAGUUUUUGUGAAAGUAGUGCUUUUAAAUUCCCGCCGUCUAACAUUUUGCUAAAAUCUAAUCCUAUCAAUCUUGAAAAUUUUCGGUUGUUACGUCAUUAUUUACGAGCUAAAGAAAGAUUGGAAAAAGAAAAGAGGGUGUGGGACACGAUUUUUACUCAACCUGAAGUAUAUUAUAAAGGGUUAGAUCCUCUCAAACCAAAUGCCGAUUCUCCUCAAUUUUUGAAAGAAGAGGAAACUAAAUUACUAAAGAAAACAAUGGAAACGGACGAGCAGGAAGUUGACAAAAGCUGUCAGCUUCUUGAAUUGAAAACAGAGUAUUUACACAGACAAACGGCAGGAAUAGACCGCUUAUGCCAAAUUUCGAGUGACUGUUAUUGCAUUUUUCAUAAUGAAAUCUUAGGAAAUUCAACACGUGAACAAGUAAGCAAGCUUUCUACGAAAGAAAAACCCGAACCGACGCCGAGAAGGAUAAUGAAACAACUAACUCAAUUAUAGCAAUUCAAUCUUUUACGAGCUGCGGUUCACUGAAGCUAAAUAUAGGAUUCCAGCUUUUAAAUUAAGUAUUAGUUUUAAAAGUUAAGAUGCUCUUAUGUAAUA